GGACUGAGUCUAGCUUCGGGGGUAAAUGGCAUGACGCUGGGUUCCGUUGCCCCGCUCUUAUCGGCUCUAGCCACAUGUACAGGCACUGCGGGGGUGUCCGAUAUCUCGAUAUGCACCACCAUGAAGCUCCAUCGUGAGACCUUUCACGACCUUGGAAUCUCCAAGGACUGGUCACCCCUUAUUUUUAUCUUGCACCAUAGAAUCUCGCAGCUAUAAUGCAGCUCGUGCCUAAGGAGCUCGACAAGCUCGUGAUCUCACAGCUUGGCCUGCUCGCCCAACGUCGUCUCGCUCGAGGUGUCAAACUGAACCAUGCGGAGGCUACUGCCCUAAUUGCGAGCAAUCUUCAAGAGCUCGUUCGUGAUGGCAACCACACUGUCGCAGAUCUCAUGUCCAUCGGCAAAACCAUGCUAGGUCGUCGUCAUGUCCUUCCGUCCGUCGUCUCGACUCUCUCUGAACUCAUGAUUGAGGGGACUUUCCCUUCUGGAACCUAUCUGGUCACUGUCCACCACCCGAUCAGUACUGAUGACGGGGACCUUGAGAAAGCUCUUUACGGUUCUUUCUUGCCCAUCCCAUCUCAAGACAAGUUCCUACUCCCCGAGACUAGUGUAUACGAAAGCACCAAACAGCCUGGAGCGGUUAUCGCUGUUAAAGGGGAAGCCGGAACGAUCAAGUUGAAUGAAGGGCGAAAGAGAAUUCAACUUAAAGUCGUCAGCAAGGGAGACAGGCCCAUACAAGUCGGCUCUCAUUAUCACUUUAUUGAAACGAACCCCCAACUUCAGUUCGAUCGUGUGCAAGCACAUGGUUACCGUCUUGACAUUCCCGCAGGCACCUCGGUUCGGUUCGAGCCAGGUGAUACGAAGACCGUUACGCUUGUUCAAAUCGCUGGUAAUCAAAUCAUCAAAGGAGGAAACGCCCUAGCUACCGGAUUCAUCCAGAACGCUUCAAUUGCCGAGAGCAUUAUCGAGAAGAUUCAAGCAGGAGGCUUCCUUCACGAGCCCGAGCCACUUGGUGAUGCAGCACAUAUCGACAUCUGUACUAUGGAAAGACAAGCUUAUAUCAGCAUGUUUGGCCCUACGACUGGUGAUGUAGUCAGACUGGGUGCCACUGAUCUCUGGAUCAAAGUGGAGAAAGAUCUAACGAAAUACGGCGACGAGUGCUCUUUCGGUGGUGGAAAGACGCUGAGGGAGGGCAUGGGCCAAGCAGGUGGAAGAUCUGAUAAAAAGAGCCUAGACACAGUCAUCACAAAUGCCCUCAUUGUCGAUUGGUCCGGGAUAUACAAGGCAGAUAUUGGCAUCAAAGACGGCAUCAUCGUGGGAAUUGGUAAAGCUGGCAACCCUGAUGUUAUGGAUGGAGUGGAUCCUAAUCUAGUCGUGGGUUCCUGCACUGACGUGAUUGCUGGAGAGCACGAUAUUGUAACUGCGGGAGGCUUUGAUUCUCACAUUCACUUUAUCUGUCCUCAGCAGGCCAAUGAGGCUAUUGCUUCUGGUAUCACUACUAUGCUGGGUGGUGGGACUGGACCAAGUACCGGCACGAACGCUACAACUUGUACGCCAGGUGCAACUCACAUACGCCAAAUGCUUCAAGCCAUCGAUAGCAUCCCACUCAACUUCGGAAUUACAGGCAAAGGCAACGACAGUGAUGCUGGCCCGCUAAGAGAACAAGCCCAAGCUGGUGUCUGCGGCCUCAAGCUACACGAGGAUUGGGGAACCACCCCGGCCGCUAUCGAUACCUGCCUCAGCGUCUGCGACGAGUAUGACAUUCAAACUCUUAUCCACACCGACACGCUUAAUGAAUCUGGCUUUGUGGAGCAAACCAUCGCAGCCAUCAAAGGUCGCACGAUCCACACCUAUCACACCGAGGGUGCAGGCGGUGGCCAUGCCCCUGAUAUCAUUAGCGUCGUGGAGCACGACAAUGUCCUCCCGUCUAGUACCAAUCCUACACGCCCAUACACGCGAAACACACUUGACGAGCAUCUUGACAUGCUGAUGGUGUGCCAUCACCUGUCGCGCAAUAUCCCCGAGGAUGUUGCCUUCGCCGAAUCACGAAUUCGCGCUGAGACCAUCGCUGCGGAAGACGUCCUGCAUGAUCUCGGCGCCAUUAGCAUGAUGUCUUCUGACAGCCAGGCAAUGGGGCGCUGUGGUGAAGUGAUUCUACGAACUUGGAACACAGCGCACAAGAAUAAGGUCCAGAGGGGCUAUCUCAAGGAAGACGAGGGGACGGGCGCGGAUAACUUCCGCGUAAAGAGGUAUAUCAGCAAGUACACCAUCAACCCGUCCAUCACGCAGGGUAUGGGCCAUUUGAUCGGGAGCGUAGAGAUAGGGAAGUUGGCAGACUUAGUGGUGUGGAAGCCGGCGAACUUUGGAGUCAAGCCUAAGUGGAUUAUCAAGAGCGGGAUGAUUGCGUAUGCCAUGAUGGGCGAUCCAAACGCUUCGAUUCCAACGGUCGAGCCUGUCAUUAUGAGACCUAUGUUUGCGACUAUGGUGCCGCCUACAAGCAUCACAUUUGUCUCACAGGCGUCGGUUGACUCUGGAGUCGUUAAGUCAUACGGACUGAAGAAGCGCAUUGAGGCGGUCAAGAACUGCAGGACCAUUGGAAAGAAGGACAUGAAAUAUAACGACGUGAGGCCGAAGAUGAAAGUAGACCCAGAGAGAUAUACCGUGGAAGCAGAUGGUAUGGUGUGCACGGCUGAGCCGGCGACUGAACUGCCUUUGACGCAGGCGUAUUUCGUUUAUUGAGGAGAUAUAGUGGGAGAUAGAGAGAGGGUAGUAGCAGGGAAACGGAGGCGAAGACUUGG
Messenger RNA from Mytilinidion resinicola, 2794 nucleotides. RefSeq names its product urease. Gene Ontology annotation, molecular function: nickel cation binding; urease activity. Gene Ontology annotation, cellular component: urease complex. The record is from RefSeq and is a predicted model, not a curated record. NCBI's taxonomy places the organism in Eukaryota, Fungi, Ascomycota, Dothideomycetes, Mytilinidiales, Mytilinidiaceae. The transcript has 9 exons. Gene Ontology annotation, biological process: urea catabolic process. Bases 216 to 2735 code for a protein of 839 amino acids.